Capra hircus (goat) is the source of this 4654-nucleotide messenger RNA. It is a transcript of the gene TMEM231, whose product is annotated as transmembrane protein 231. Gene Ontology annotation, biological process: cilium assembly; regulation of protein localization. Lineage: Eukaryota; Metazoa; Chordata; Mammalia; Artiodactyla; Bovidae. The record is from RefSeq and is a predicted model, not a curated record. Gene Ontology annotation, cellular component: ciliary transition zone; ciliary membrane. The coding region runs from base 1800 to 3023 and encodes 407 amino acids. The transcript is spliced from 7 exons.
ACAAAGAGUUGGACAUGACUGAGUGACUGAACUAAACUGACAGAAGAGAGUGAGUAUAAAAAUGAAAAUAACCUAUUUUGCAAAUAGAAUUAAACAGUAAGGAAUGAAGAUGGUUGUCAGCCCUCUGAUAGUGAAUCAGUGAAGAAGUUAAAAAUUGGACCAAAGACCCCUGCUUCCCUUUACAGAGCUGCUCAUUGUGUCCUAGUUCAAAGUAUGUGUACACCAUCUUACACCUGGAAGAACUUAGUAUGCUUCUUAGUGGAGAGAUUCGAAGCAACUUACAAGCAUGUUUGUCACCUGAUGGUCUCGAGGUGCAAUGUCUGUCUUCUAUCAUAACCUACCUUUUUUUUUUUUUUUUUGCCACAUCGCACGGCAUGCAGGAAUCUUAGUUUUUAGUCCCCCACCCCACCCCCAGGGAUCCAACCCAUGCCCAGUGCACUAGAAGCGCAGAGUCCUAACCCCUGAACCACCAGGGACUUCCCUUUACCUACCUUCCUGAUGUCUUUUUCCAGUUCACCAUUCUAAUUGGUUUCUCUGGCUGAUGACAUUGUCAUCUUGGACUGUGAUAAGGGCAUUGUAUAGUUUUCCCAUAUGGGCAUGUCUUGACGUCUCUUCUUUGCUAGGAUCUCAGCUAUUCUCUUCAUCGAAAACCCAAUUCUAGGUUAUAAUAACUAAACUUAUCGUGGUAAUCAUUUUGAAAUAUAUAGAAAUACUGAAUCACUAUAUUGUAUAACAGGAACUAACCUAAUGUUGUGGUCAAUUAUACUUCAAAAACGAGCUCAUUAAAAAGAGAUCAGGUUUGUGAUUACCCGAGGCAAGGUGGAGGGAGGGGAAAGUUGGAUGAAGUCAGUCAGAAGAUACAAAAUUCCAGUUAUAAGAUAAAUGAGUACUAGGGAGGUAAUGUACAACAUGAUAAAUAUAAUUAACACUACUUUAUUUUGUAGAUGAAAGAGUAAAUGCUAAGAGUUGUCAUCACAGGGGAAAAUCUUUUUCUAUUUCCUUAAUUUGUAAUCUAUAUGGGAGGAGAGAUGUUCAACAAAUUUAUUGUGGUAAUCAUUUCAUGAUGCAUGUAACUCAAAUCAUUAUGUUGUACACCUUAAACUUAUACAGUGCUAUAUGUCAAUUAUACCUCAAUAAAUCUAGAAGAAAACCCCACUUCUAGGUUGCCUUCAAAAUAGGAGUAUUUAUGAGUGGAUUUCAUUCUGAGCACAAACUUCACACUAACUCGGCACUGCAAUGUGCUCCUUUAGGGCCUUUUGAUGGAGAACUUGGCUAUUGACUACUUCAAAAAAAAAAAAUUUCUUCUGCCAUGUUUGAAAUACUAGAAAGCAGAUGGGAUGGGACGGGGGAAGCAUUCAAUUAAGUGUUCAGUUCAGUCGCUCAGUUGUGUCCGACUCUUUGCGACCCCAUGGACUGCAGCACGCCAGGCUUCCCUGUGUAACUUUAUCUUUGAGGAGGACCACGGCUUCUCCUAAAAUAAGUAGCCUAAAUCCUGUUCCCAAUCAAGAUAGCAAAGUAUAGCAGAGCUAUACAAUAAUUAUCUUUUUUUUUCCCCUCGAACAGCAGGGAGAUAGGUCUGUUUCCGUGUCUGCCCUGCUAUGGAGUAUAGUGAAAGCGAUAGAAAAUUUGGAAACAAAGGGACCUGGUUUGGUCUUAACCCAGGACCAAGUGUCUAGGACCACGGCCACUUUUUUUUGUUUGCCUCCAACGUACGGUGUGCUGUGAUUGGUUAGACUUAAGUGUACAAUGAACCACAUUGGGGAUUAAUAGAUGUGACUAUUAAUAAAUAGUCAACAUUUAUGAAAGAAACCUUAUUUUACAAAAAUGUUAACAACGGCCACGAUUUGGGAGCACGGAAACACCCUUUGGGAAAGCGCAAGCAAAGCGCGACCACACUGUACUUGCGGGCCCCGCCCCGUUGGCCACGCCCCCGCGGAAGCCCGCCUGCUCGCUAUUGGUCGCUCUCCCUGGUCCGUCGGUUGCCGUGGAGACCACGGCUAUGGCAACCAGGAGAAGCCAUACUAGGUCGAGGCUCCGGAACUGCCGAGGGGCCAAGACCCCGAGUGCUCCUCAUGGCGCUCUAUGAGCUCUACGCGCAUCCAGUGGAGCGGGGCUACCGUGCCGGGCUCUGCUCCAAGGCGGCGCUCUUUCUGCUGUUGGCCGCCGCGCUCACGUACAUCCCGCCGCUGCUGGUGGCCUUCCGGAGCCACGGGUUUUGGCUAAAACGGAGCACUUACGAGGAGCAGCCAACCGUGCGCUUCCAGCACCAGGUGCUGCUCGUGGCCUUGCUAGGAUCCGAGCCGGGCGGGUUCCUCGCCUGGAGCACGUUCCCCGCCUUCAACCGGCUGCAGGAGGGUCAUCUGCGCGUCCCGCUUGUCUCGGCUAGAGAAGAAGACAGGAACCAGGAUGGGAAAAUGGACAUGUUGCACUUUAAGCUGGAGCUUCCCCUGCAGUCCACAGAGCAGGUUCUAGGUGUGCAGCUCAUCCUGACUUUCUCCUACCAACUGCAUAGGAUGUCUACAUUCGUGAUGCAGAGCAUGGCGUUUCUCCAAUUCUCCUUCGCUGUUCCGGGGUCCCAGUUACAUGUGAAUGGAGACCUGAGGCUGCAGCAGAAGCAGCCCCUCGGCUACAGAGGCCUGGACGUCCGGUACAACGUGUCUGUCAUCAACGGGACCAGUCCGUUUGCCAGUGACUAUGACCUCACCCGCGUUGUUGCUGCCUAUCAGGAGAGGAAUGUAACCACCAUCCUGACUGACCCCAGCCCCAUCUGGCUGGUGGGAAGGGCCGCAGAAGCUCCAUUUGUGGUUAAUGCAGUCAUCCGAUACCCCGUGGAAGUCAUUUCUUAUCUGCCAGGAUUCUGGGAAAUGAUAAAGUUUGCCUGGAUCCAGUAUGUCAGUAUCCUACUUAUCUUCCUGUGGGCGUUUGAAAGAAUCAAAAGAUUUGUGUUCCAAAAUCAGGUGGUGACCACAAUCCCUGUGACAGCUGUGCCCCAGGGAGAACUGUAUAAGGAGCAUUUAUCAUAAGAAGACCCUUCUGAAAACUCUAAGCAAGACCACCCCUCUUGUCUUCUGAGAACUGCCGUCUUGGAAAAUUUCUGAAGAGUCCGUGGCCGCUUGCCCCCAUGUGUGCUUUUCCCAUCAGAGACAAAGAACAAUCCUUUCUAAUUUUCCUCUACACAGAUUCUGUAUCUUCUAAGCAUCUGCAGAGAUAAUCAGGGACUAGUUUGUAGAAAUGUUUCUGAGGGUUCCUGAAGGCUAUAAUUUGCUUUUGUUUUUGUUUUUCGCCUCAGACUUGGAUCUCGGGAGGAAACUACAGUCAGUUCAGACAGCUUGGAAAGAGUCCCAUCUCUGGUGAAGCAAAGACUUUUCCUCUCUUGAACUGAGAAGCACGCCGUGCAUUUCUUCCCCCUGUUGUAAACCAGGUUUUCCUCUUUGCAGGGCUCUCUUGGGAUAGAUACGCAAUCAUCAGCACUUUCCACUCCUGGGCGUCUAAAUUUCCACUCAGCACUGGUUUCCAGAACUGAGAGGCCUUUGACCGGCGGUCUGGAAGAAGAGAGGGGAGCGCUCGGAGCACAUGUGCGCGCGGGUGGGCGCUGUGAGGGCACGCGGCCCGGCGUCCACCUGCUGCCUCAAACAGACAGGGGUCUGUGGCAGCCCCGCCGAGCAGCCCUUGAUCCCGCCCGCCGGGCGGCGCUUGGCCUCGGGCUGAGCCCUGGAAUAGCAGGCCGCGGUCAGCAGAGCUGCUGCGGGUGCAAGCCCUCCACGACUGUGGGGGAGUAAGCCCUGCAGCAACAGGUCCUUUCUCCCUGGCCCUCGCCCAGCAGGCUGCACGCUUGCCACUCCAGCUCCUCGACAGCCCUCCCCCCGCUUGAAAGGGAUGCAGCGACAGAGGAGCUGCUGUUGCUGUUGGCUCCUGCCGCCUGACAACCAAGAGGUUACUUGGAGGGCUAGCGGGAAGCCGCGACUCGGGUUUCCUCUGGCUUAGGAACAGGGUGCCCAUCACAGUGGGCCGCUUUGGGGAGGCACACGAGGAGCAGGGAGGGCCCAGAGAGGAUGCCAGCCGCGCAGCCCAUUCCGGGCCUGGCCGUUAGCAGAAUGACACGCAGUUCAGCAAGAUCACCCUCGUGACUAAGUGAGCGUCUGCUGAAGAGACCCAGAAUGGGCCUCUGUCAUACGUGGAACAGGGAUUUUCCAUUCACACUAAGGACCGCUGGACCUGCUUCAUGAUCCCGUGCUUUCAUUGGCAGUGGGAGGACACGCCCUCUGAGAUCCGCGUUUCACACCCAUCCACACACACCUCUGAGUUUUUAUUUCCAAAGCACCUUUUCUUCCAGGCUGCCCAAAAUAAGAACUUUAGAAACAAAGCUGUUUUGAAGUAUUUAAGCACAAAAAGAUCCUAACACUGGUCCCUCUGCCUUUUCUUUUAAUAUUUUGAGCUGUUUAUAUGCCUAGAGUUUUUUGUUUUGUUUUCUUCCUUGAGAUUUAAAUAAAAAAGAGUUUCUGAUUUGAAUCACCAAAAGGUAAUGAAAUAUGGAAAGAGAGCUGAAGAUGUAUGUCAACAUGGCUUUGUAUUUUAUUAAAUUAUUCUUCAUGCCAAACAUAUACAAAGAACCAUGAUGUUUUGUAAAUUUAUAAUUAAAAUGUUCAAACUGGAA